Messenger RNA from Dreissena polymorpha, 1586 nucleotides. Its product is annotated as carbonic anhydrase-like. Gene Ontology annotation, molecular function: carbonate dehydratase activity; zinc ion binding. The transcript has 8 exons. Gene Ontology annotation, cellular component: plasma membrane. The record is from RefSeq and is a predicted model, not a curated record. NCBI's taxonomy places the organism in Eukaryota, Metazoa, Mollusca, Bivalvia, Myida, Dreissenidae. The coding region runs from base 324 to 1292 and encodes 322 amino acids.
AAUAGUGACAAGUAUAUGUCAGCCGAAAUGUAAAGCAGGACAAAAUUGUAAUAUUGAGCGGCCGAUUUUGUAUUUCAGUCAAAAAUACUUCGACAGGCGGACUAUACUUAACUUGUGUGAUUUAAAUAACAAGUUAUUUUAAUAUUUUUUAGAUAUAAUUUAGAUGUAUUUAAGUGAACAAAAAAGCCAUACAGUUUCAUAUUGAUACAUGUCUGUAAUACCAUCGAGUGGGAUUUAAAUAUAUCCUUUAACGAUACAAUAGACUGUCAGAAAGCCCCUCAGAUUGAUGCGUUACUAGGGAACUGCGUCUUGUUGCGUCAAACAUGACCAUAUUGUAUCUACUGUGCAUCAUCGCAUCGCAACUGACCGUGGUGUUCUCCAGCGCAGGAAAUGUAUGGACGUACAAAGAUUCACUUGGCCCGGAUCAUUGGCACUUGGACUACCCGCACUGCGGCGGCAUACGUCAGUCCCCUAUCGACCUGCAGACCCGAGAUGUGGUCGUUGACCAGGCCUACCUUUCCCCUAUCAUCUUCUCCGGAUAUGACCGCGCCCCCAAACUCUUCUAUACACUUGAAAACAACGGACAUACCGUGCAGUGUGGCCUGAACGACAAGACGAUGGAGAUUUCCGGUGGCGGCCUGAGGGACACGUACGUCGCCGAGCAGUUCCACUUCCACUGGGGAGCCACCGACGAGCGGGGAUCCGAGCACUCUCUUAAUGGAAAACACUUUCCUAUGGAGAUGCACAUCGUUCACUAUAACAAGAGGUAUGAAAAUUUCUCCAUCUCCGUUGACAAGUCGGACGGCUUGGCAGUGCUCGGAUUCUUCUUUGAGAUUGGGCGAUUUAACAAACAUGUUCAAGAAAUUAUCGACCACUUUGUCGAGAUACAGUACAAAAACGAAAAUAUCACUAUCAACUCCAUUCCCUUGAACGACUUGAUGCCUGCUCGUCUAACCAAUUACUUCCGCUACAUCGGUAGUCUGACCACGCCCCCUUGCUAUGAAAGUGUCACGUGGACCAUUUUUAAUGAGACCAUUGAAAUAGCAGAGGAGCAGCUGGUGCAAUUCCGCACAACCAUCUUCGAAAACGACAAGAGCGACGGUGGCCUUCCCAUGGACAUUACUGACGACUACCGGCCUGUCCAGUGCAUGUUCCGACGCCGGCUGUACGCCAGUCACCCAUCCCUAAAAUACAAUAUGGAGGCAGGAAAAACAAUAAAUAGCGGCGCCUCAUAUGUACUGAGCCGUCUCGUUUUCACUUAUUUUGUUUGCGUAUGGUCUUUUGUAACAUAAUUGUUUCUCUGAUUACCGGUUAUACAUUUGUUAAAUUUUACGUCUCUCUAUUCAUAUUGAACGUCGUUGAGUAGUUUCAUUUGUAGGUGUUGUUUCAUAAUUCCUAUACAUUUUCUAUACUUAUUUCCUCAGACUAAAAUUUGGGUAUUGUGUGGAAUAAAGUAUAUUUGAUGACUGUAUUUAUCUAUUCGGCAUGUAUUGUUUGCCACUAUAACUGAACUUACUGUAUACAUUAAUGAGCAGUUGUGUUACUUACCCAAAAAAGGUGAUUUAUGUGUAUUAAAAUAACAACAC